Malus domestica (apple) is the source of this 1213-nucleotide messenger RNA. Lineage: Eukaryota; Viridiplantae; Streptophyta; Magnoliopsida; Rosales; Rosaceae. The record is from RefSeq and is a predicted model, not a curated record.
UCAAUUUGGGAUUUCCAGAUCAGAACAGCUGCUCCUUCCGAGCUUCUCAAUUCCCGGAAUAACGAAAGCUGUGGCAUUGUUGGGAAGAAUAUGUCCCAUUACGCUGGUUAUGUGGAGGAUGAAUACGAAAUGGAAGAUGUAGAUGAUGAUAUGGAUGAUGAGUUUCACGGUAGAGAAAUGGGCGCCUCAGAUUCUGAUGUUGAUGAAUAUGACUACUCGAAUAGUAAAGUAGCUGAUACAACUGCUGCUCAAGCAAGAAAAGGAAAAGACAUCCAAGGUAUUCCUUGGGAUAGACUUAGCAUUACUAGAGAGAAAUACCGACAGACUAGGUUAGAACAAUACAAGAAUUAUGAGAAUAUCCCUAAUUCCGGAGAAGGAUCAGGGAAGGAUUGCAAAGAUACAAAGAAAGGAUCUGUAUAUUAUCAGUUCAGACGAAAUGCUAGAUCAGUGAAAUCAACCAUUCUUCAUUUUCAGUUGCGUAACUUGGUCUGGGCUACUUCCAAGCAUGAUGUCUACCUGAUGUCACAUUUUUCUGUCAUUCAUUGGUCUUCAUUAAGUUGCACAAAGUCUGAGGUUCUCAAUGUUUCUGGACAUGUGGCACCAUCUGAGAAACAUCCUGGAAGUCUCUUGGAGGGAUUUACGCAGACUCAAGUUAGUACUCUUUCUGUAAAAGAUAAGUUGCUAGUUGCUGGAGGAUUCCAGGGUGAACUUAUUUGCAAGCAUCUUGAUCGGCCUGGAGUCAGCUUUUGUUCAAGGACAACUUAUGACGAUAAUGCCAUAACAAAUGCUGUUGAGAUUUAUGACAGUCCCAGCGGGGCAGUUCACUUUACAGCCUCUAACAAUGACUCUGGAGUCAGAGAUUUUGACAUGGAGAAAUUUCAGCUUACUAAGCAUUUCCAUUACCCUUGGCCUGUGAAUGUAAGUCUCCUGCAGCUUUUCUGGAAAUGAUUGGAUGUUUAAUCUCAUUGCAUUUGCUGGCAUUUGUUUCAUGUAGAGCUGGUUUUUUAGACCUGCAAGUGAUAUAUGAUAGUGUUUGGGCAGCCACUUUAAAACUACAAAUUUGCCAACUACCUCAUUUCAUCCAAUGCUGAUUUUUCAUUGGGUCAUUUUUACUUGUGCUCACUUAAUGCUUCCUUUAGUCAGUUUUACUUAACUUUGAUGCACCUCUAUGCGUUGUUGGUAGCAAUACUUCUCUAGUGCCGUGAUGGUAACU